Molecule: messenger RNA, 802 nt
Organism: Pocillopora meandrina
Lineage: Eukaryota; Metazoa; Cnidaria; Anthozoa; Scleractinia; Pocilloporidae
Source: the annotation of a GenBank genome assembly
AUGAAUGGAACCAUCAUGGACUUGACACAUGGGACAGGAAAUGUCUGUAGACAGGUACUUUUAACAGACAGUUAAUUUACACCUAACACCUUUACACCACCCCACCUCAUGGUCACCUCAUUAAUUUGGUCACCUUGUUAUUAUAAUCAAUUUUGCUUUCCAAACAAAACAAAUACAGUACUUGAAAAACAAUAUUUAACUUAAAGUAACAUGAUGUUUUAAGUUGUGACCAUUGUUUUGGGGAAGAAUGUGUAUGGCCAAGUCUGUUAUUGUUUUAAUUGUAGAAUUCAGUUAUGUUCAAUGAAGUACCCUUGGUUACUAUUGUAUGCAUAUAUUAAAGUUGUUGCAUUCCAGAUAUUUGUUAAAUAAUUUACAGUUGUUUAGAAAUGUAAAAGUAUCUGUGAGGACCGGUCAAGAUAUUGCUCCUACCCUGUUAAUACAGCUAAAUUUUCAUGAGCCCUUGCUGACUGUGUUAUUAGGGUUCCACUGCCAUAAAUUUAAAUCAAGUAAAUUUAAAACUUACUUCUCCCACUCCAUUUGGAGAAAUGAAUUAUUGAUGUGCAAUUUUGAAUUUGUUACUAGGUUGUAUGGAUGCUUCAUGCUCAGAGUCGCUUAAGAUGCAAGGUAGAUAUGUGUAGAUAUGUUGGGAAAUGGUUGUGUUAAGGACUUUAUCAAAAGAAUGUUGAACACCAAAAGAGAGUACGUGACAUUUUGCUCUCAAAGGUAGUUGUCUGCUCUUUUAUGAUAGUUUUAACUUAAUAUUGAUAGCAAUUGUUAUCAUCAUCAUCAGUAGCUUCUUUAC